GGUCCCCAGGACCCAGGAGGAACCUUUCCUAGGUCCUGCCUCCCAUACUUUGUCCAACAUGUCCACUCCUCGCGUGAACACGACCACAUCCUGGUGGCCCGGGAUGGCGCCAGUAGCACCUUUGGAAGGACCCAAUAUAACUGCAGCCGUACCCUCUGCAAGGAGCACAGUCCAGGCAAUUGCACCCCUCUGCACUGCCUGCUGCUGCAGCCUGCUCAGCCGCACCCUCACCGUGGUGUUCAUGGUCAGCCUGGCAUUCGCCAUCGUUGCCGGAAAUCUCAUCACCCUCAUAGUGUUCAUGCAGACGCGACAGUUUCGUACGCCGCAGGGGUAUCUGAAAGUGUCCCUGGCCGUGGCAGAUGUGAUGGUGGGCAUGCUUGUGGUUCCCUUCUCCAUCUUCACUGAGGUCUCCCUCAUGGUGACCAACGCACCACCCCCAUGGUUCCAGGCGACGUCCUCAGGGUCAGCUGGAGGGCUGCAACUGCCAUGGCAACCCUGCAAGCUGAUCGGGCCCGUGUUCGCCGGCUGCACCUUUGUGUCCAUCAGCACCAUCUUCCUGCUGACGGUGGAGCGCAGCGUGGCAAUCCUGCGACCGCUGCACAAGGACGCGCUGGUGACUCGGCGACGCACGCUGCUCCUCAUUCUGCUGUCCUGGGGGGGCAGCUUCCUGCUGGCCCUGGCACCGCUGUGCCUCAGUGACAGCUUCACGCUGGAGUACAACGAGUGCAGCCGCAUGUGCAACUAUGCCCCUCUGCAGGACGUGGCCGGGCCUCACGCCGAUGGCAGCGUCCUGCUGCUCUUCCCCGCCUUCGACUUCACGCUGCUGGGUGGGACACUGGCCGUGAAUAUCCUGUCCUUCAGCAGCAUCCGCCGCUGCACCCGCAAGCGCAAGCUGCUGUCGGAGGGCAGCCUAGGGGCGGAGGGCCUUGGGAAUGGGAGUGUGGCCGGAGGCGGUGCCACUGCCAGCUGCCCCACCCACAGGCCCUCCUUCUCGGACAUCAAGGCAGCCAAGACCAUCGGCGUCCUGACCUUCGCGUUCGCUGCCUCCUUCUCACCCAUCGCUGUCUUCGUGCUGGGAAACGUGGUGGGCCACGCAUGGUGCAACUUCUCCUUCUUCGCCUUCUGGAUGCUGACAGCCAACAGCUGCUGCAACGUGAUCAUCUACAGCGUGCGAGACCAGCGCUUCCGCAAAGGGGUCGGCCUGCUCUUUCACAGGGACCGAACUCCUCCGCACGGGGACAAGAGCUGAGCCCGCCUGCAGUCAAUAGCAUCUUUUCUCAGUUGUGACCCAUUCCAAGGAUGCCAUGCUCUUCUGAGGGCUUCGCUCCAGAGGACUUAUUUCCCAGGGACCAUUGUGUGUUUUCAGAAUGAAUGAGAGCAGCCCUUGUAAUGCAACCACUCACCUGGUUCUGCAUGUCUUCAGAUCAGAGCUGCCUCAUGGUGGGGGGUUAAAAAAAAAAAACCUGGCUAGAUUCUCAUCAGAAAAUCUAACCUGAAGACUUUCCCCACAUGUGCUAAACUCACCUAUCGAGGACUCACAUCGUCACAUAAUUUAUGAUAAUCUAAGUGAGCUAAAUCAGCUCACCCUUGUGCACAGAGACCCACUAUGUAAUUAUUCAUUUGGAGUCAAAACCUAUAGAUUGUUUUGGUAUAUAUGGGCAAAAAAAGUAGUUAGAAAUUUUACAUGGAUUGCUUCAUUGUUAUCUAAUUACAGUUAAUUUAAGAGAUUUUUUUUAAAAUAAAAGUGUUCAAGUGAUUUUGUUCAGGUGACUGCCAGUGUUUGCCUUAUAUCGCAGCAUCCUGGACGCCAUAUGUUUUUAUUUAUAGUAAACAUUUCAGGUAAAGUUAAGGGCAACUUCAAGGGCUUA
Scleropages formosus (Asian bonytongue) is the source of this 1868-nucleotide messenger RNA. Its product is annotated as adenosine receptor A2b. NCBI's taxonomy places the organism in Eukaryota, Metazoa, Chordata, Actinopteri, Osteoglossiformes, Osteoglossidae. Gene Ontology annotation, molecular function: G protein-coupled adenosine receptor activity. The record is from RefSeq and is a predicted model, not a curated record. Gene Ontology annotation, cellular component: synapse; dendrite; plasma membrane. The coding region runs from base 59 to 1249 and encodes 396 amino acids. Gene Ontology annotation, biological process: G protein-coupled receptor signaling pathway. The transcript is spliced from 2 exons.